This is a messenger RNA of Capsella rubella, 1315 nucleotides long. Its product is annotated as nudix hydrolase 7. The record is from RefSeq and is a predicted model, not a curated record. Gene Ontology annotation, molecular function: NADH pyrophosphatase activity; ADP-ribose diphosphatase activity; NAD binding. Bases 280 to 1122 code for a protein of 280 amino acids. Lineage: Eukaryota; Viridiplantae; Streptophyta; Magnoliopsida; Brassicales; Brassicaceae. The transcript has 9 exons.
GGUUUCCACUCCUCCACUUCCGAGGCCGAUGAGUAGAUAAGUCAAAUAAAGCCCCAAAACAACGAAACUGUCGUCGUCCCUUAUUAAACAAAUAUCAACUUUUUCUACUAUAUCAUUAAACAAUGCUCCAAUGGCCGAAUGAUAAAUUCCUGGAAAUUAUCUUUCGCAGGUCCGUGUAUAAAUAAGUCUUCUUGAGAUUGACCCUUACAAAGAUUCAUCUCUUCAAUUCAAUUCUUUCCAAAGAACACACAGCUGUUUUUGAUAAGAAGAGUGAUUGUAAUGGAUACUAGAGAGAUCUCUUUACUUGAAGGUGAGACUGAUAAUUACGAUGGUGUUACUGUAACUAUGGUGGAACCUAUGGAUCCUGAGGUUUUUACUGAAUGUCUUAAGGCUUCCCUUUCACAUUGGAGAGAUGAGGGGAAGAAGGGAAUUUGGAUAAAGUUGCCUCUUGGGUUGGCUAAUCUUGUGGAAGCUGCAGUUAGUGAAGGAUUUAGAUAUCACCAUGCUGAGCCUGACUACUUGAUGCUUGUAUCUUGGAUCGCUAAUACCCCUGACACGAUCCCAGCCAAUGCUUCUCAUGUUGUAGGUGCUGGUGCGUUGGUCAUUAAAAAAAGUACUAGAGAGGUUCUCGUUGUUCAGGAAAGGAGUGGAUUUUUCAAAGAUAAAAAUGUGUGGAAGCUGCCUACUGGUGUAAUCAAUGAGGGUGAGGAUAUUUGGACUGGAGUAGCUAGGGAAGUUGAAGAAGAAACUGGUAUUAUUGCAGAUUUUGUCGAAGUAUUGGCUUUCAGGCAAAGCCAUAAAGCAAUCUUGAAAAAGAAAACGGAUUUGUUUUUCCUCUGUGUCUUAAGUCCGCGCUCGUAUGAUAUUACCGAACAAAAAUCUGAGAUCUUGGAAGCCAAAUGGAUGCCUAUCCAAGAGUAUGUAGACCAACAAUGGAACAAGAAGAAUGAGAUGUUCAAGUUUAUGGCUAACAUCUGCCAAAAGAAAUGUGAAGAAGUAUACUUGGGAUUCUCUAUUGUUCCAACUACCACAUCAUCUGGUAAGGAGAGCUUUAUAUACUGCAAUGCUGAUCAUGCUAAUCGCCUUAAAGCAAUGUGUGACCAAGCCUCUGCGUCUCACUGAUAAUAUUCUCAUGUCUCAUCCGAUUAUGUUGGGCCUAACGCAUCUAUGUGUCCAGUGUGUGCACAAAAGGGAACUCUGUUAUAUUUUAUCCGAAUAUACUAAAUUGCGUGCAUGUAUUUGAACUAGGUUUUAACCCGUGGUGUGCCGCGAGACGAUUUCUUUUUAAUCAAAAAAUUUAUAUUUUAAGUUAACC